AAGCUCCCCAGACCAAAAGUCACCACUCCAGGAGUCACCAAGUGCUCCCACGUCCACGGCAGUCCUGGAGGACUGGGUGCCCCCAUCAUGGUCCAGCCACAAGCCCAGAAAGCAGGAGGCUCCCAGAGCUGAGUGGCCCCUGAUUGAAACGUCUGGAAAGCACAGCAGAGGAAUCAGAAAAAGACGCCAGCACCAGGAGAGAAAGAGGCCCUGCCCCACAAUGUCAUGGAGAAACGAGGAUUUGCACGAAGAAUUCGUAGAGCUGCUGCUUCUCCAUCAAUCUCACCACAGACUCCAGGAGUCCCAGAGCAAGGGGAGCUGGCAUCACAGCAGGGUGGAGAAGCGAGGUCGGUUGAUUGAGGUCAAAGACUUAUUUGGCCCAGGCCUGGGUGCUCAGGAAGAAAGUCGAACAGUUGUACUGCACGGAGUUGCUGGGGUCGGGAAGUCGGUGGUGGCCAGGCAGGUGAGGAGGGCCUGGGAGGAAGGCAGGCUCUACAGGAACCGUUUCCAACACGUCUUCUACUUCAGCUGCAGACAGCUGGCCCGGUCCAAGACGAUGAGUCUCAAGGAGCUCAUCGAAAAGGACUGGGCCGCCCCCACGGCUCCCAGCGAGCAGAUCCUGUCUCAGCCCGGACAGCUGCUGCUCAUCCUCGAUGGUUUGGAUGAGCUAAACUGGGUCUUGGGGAAGGAGACGUCGGAGGUAUAUCUGUACUGGGACCAGCCGCAGCUGGUAAAGACACUGCUGGGCGGGUUGCUGAGGAAAACCAUCCUCCCCGGGGCAUCUCUGCUGAUCACAGCGCGGACCACAGCUCUGCAACUGUUCAUUCUCUCUGUUGAGCAGCCACGGUGGGUGAAGGUCCUGGGGUUCUCCAAGUCCGGCCGGAAGGAAUAUUUCUACAAAUAUUUCAAGAGUGAAAGCAAAGCAUACAGAGCCUUUUGCGCGGUUGAGUUAAACCAACCACUGUUGACGAUGUGUCUCGUGCCCUUUGUGUCCUGGCUGGUCUGCACUUGCAUGAAGAAGAAGUUGGAACAGGGAGAGUCACUCUCACUGCCCUCCCAGACCACCACUGCCCUCUGUCUGCACUACCUUGCCCAGGCUCUGCCGGCCCAGCCUCUUGGGACUCAGCUGAGGGGCCUCUGCUCUCUGGCUGCCAAGGGCGUCAGGCAGGGAGAGAGCUUGCUCGUUUGGGAGGAUCUCAGGAAGCAUGAGCUAGAGGAGGCCACUGUCUCUGCCCUCUUAGAGAUGGGCAUUCUUCGGAAGCAUCCCUCCUCCCCAGACUACGACUUUGCUCACCAGUACCUCCAAGAGUUCUUUGCAGCCGUGUCCUGCGUGCUGGGGAGUGAGGACAAGGAGUGCCAUCCCUCCGACAGUAUCCGAGGGCUGGAAGACCUGCUAAAGGCGUAUGGGGGCCUUGCCCCAUUUGGGGCACCAACCACAUGUUUCAUCCUGGGACUUCUGAGCGAGCAGGUGCAGUGGGAGAUGGAGGCCGUCUUCCAGGGCAAGGUGCCUGUGGAGAGGAAACGGAGACUGUUGUGCUGGGCCGAGGAGGCAGUCAGGAACCAGCUCCCCAUUCUGCGGCAGGGCUCCCUGCCGAUGCUGCACUGUUUGUACGAGAUUCAGGACAAGGACUUCCUGACACGCAUGAUGGCCCCCUUCCACGGGGCGAGUGUGCGCGUCCACACCGGCCUGGAGCUCCUGGUGUUCAUGUUCUGCAUUAAAUUCUGCGCCGUGAAGGAGCUUCGACUGAAAGAGCGUGGACAGCACGGACACACGGGGAGCCCCCUCCAUGUGGCUCUGCUCAGCGGGGUCCUGGUCACAGAUGUCUGCUGGGAGGUUCUCUUUUUCACUCUCCAGACCACUGGAAACCUGAAGGAGCUGGACCUAAGUGGAAACUGCCUGAGCAAAAUGGCAAUAUGGAGUCUCUGCGAGGCCCUGAGGUUCCCUUGCUGCCAUCUGGAAACCCUGCGGCUGGUCGGCUGCGGCCUCACGUCCAGCUGCUGCUGGGCCCUGGCCUCGGCGCUCAGCACCAGCCCCAGCCUGACGGAGCUGGACCUGCAGCAGAACAAGCUGGAGGACGCCGGCGUGCGGCUGCUCUGCGAAGGCCUAAGGCAUCCGACCUGCCAGCUCAGGCUCCUGUGGCUGGACCAGACCCGGCUGAGUGAGGAGGUGACCCAGAUGCUCCGAGCCCUGGAGGACGAGAAGCCGCAGCUGCUCAUCCGCAGCAGACAGAAGCCGAGUGAGACAAUGCCUAACGAGGGCCCAAACGAGACGAUGCCUAACGAGGGCCCACACGAGGGAGAAACGAGCGGCACGUCCUCACUCCAGCAGGACAGACGAGAGUCAGAGGGACUCUCCCCUCAAGUCGCCCAGGAGGGACUCGCCAGUCUGCCUUCUCCUGCCCCUCCAGAGGACCUGCUCACAGGGCCUCUGGGGACUGAGGAUGACUUCUGGGGCCCCCUGGGGCCUGUGGCCAUCGAGGUGGUUGACAAAGACAGAAGCCUGCACCGAGUUCACUUGCCCAUGGCUGGCUCCUACCGCUGGCCCAGCACAGGUCUCCGUUUCGUGGUGAGAGAGCCUGCGACCAUCGACAUUGAAUUCUGUGCCUCAGACAAGUUCCUGCACGAGAUGGCCUGGGAUCAGAGCUGGAUGGUGGCCGGGCCUCUGUUUAACAUCAAGGUCAAGCCAGGGGCCGUGGCGACUAUGUACCUCCCCCACUUCGUGGACCUCCGAGGGGGCUUCGUGGACACCUCCCUGUUCCAGGUGGCCCACUUUAAAGAGCCGGGGAUGCUCCUGGAGAAGCCUACCAGGGUGGAGCUGUACCACGUGGUCCUGGAGGACCCCAGCUUCUCGCCCAUAGGAGUGUUUCUGCGGACCAUCCACGCUGCCCUGCGUUUCCUUCCUGUCACCUCCGUGGUGCUGCUCUACCACCACACGCGCCUGGACGAGACUGUCUUCCACCUCUACCUGAUCCCCAGCGACUGCUGUGUUCGGAAGGCCAUCGAUGACGAAGAGAAGGCGUUCCAGUUCGUGCAGAUCCGCAAGCCGCCUCCACUGGCCUCGCUCUACCUGGGCUCCCGAUACGCUGUGUCCAGCUCGGAGACGCUAGAAGCAAUCCCCAAGGAGCUGGAGCUCUGCUACCGCAGCCCCGGACAACCCCAGCUCUACUCUGAGUUCUACAUUGGAGACUUGGGGUCAGGUCUCAGGCUGCAGCUGAAAGAGGAAAGUGGCGCUGUGGUGUGGGAAGCCUUGGUGAAACCAGGGGACCUCCAGCUCGCGUCUUCUCUGGUCCCCCCAGCCCCCACAGCCUCGCCCGCGCCCCCCGGCGCCCCGGCCUCGCUGCACUUUCUGGACCGACAUCGGGAGCAGCUGGUGGCUCGAGUGACAACGGUGGACCCCGUGCUUGACAAGCUGCUGGGGCCGGUGCUGAGUGAGGAGCAGUAUGAUCGGGUGCGCGCCAAGGCCACGGCCGCCAACCAGAUGCGGGAGCUGUUCAGGUUCAGCAGGUCCUGGGACCUGGCCUGCAAGGAUCAGGUCUACCAAGCUCUGAAGGAGACCCACCCUUACCUCAUCAUGGAGCUCUGGGAGACAUGGGGUGGUGACAGAGAGUGCGGCGCCUCCCCACUGGCCCAGUAGCUCCGACCCAG
Lontra canadensis (Northern American river otter) is the source of this 3645-nucleotide messenger RNA. RefSeq names its product NACHT, LRR and PYD domains-containing protein 1-like. Bases 221 to 3634 code for a protein of 1137 amino acids. The record is from RefSeq and is a predicted model, not a curated record. Gene Ontology annotation, cellular component: canonical inflammasome complex. Lineage: Eukaryota; Metazoa; Chordata; Mammalia; Carnivora; Mustelidae. The transcript has 13 exons. Gene Ontology annotation, biological process: innate immune response; regulation of apoptotic process; inflammatory response. Gene Ontology annotation, molecular function: protein binding.